Molecule: messenger RNA, 1737 nt
Organism: Striga asiatica
Lineage: Eukaryota; Viridiplantae; Streptophyta; Magnoliopsida; Lamiales; Orobanchaceae
Source: the annotation of a GenBank genome assembly
AAAAAAAAAAAUGAAGAAGAAUUUUGGGCUGAGCCACCUAUUCAUGGCGGUGUUCCUCCACUGCUUUGCUAACUUCAUGGUGGUUCCGGCCAUAACCGACGUCACGUUGGCGGCAAUUUGUCCCGGAAAAGACGAAUGCUCGUUGGCUAUAUAUCUCUCAGGGGCACAACAAGUGAUGAUAGGUUUGGGAUCACUUGUGGUAAUGCCUUUGGUUGGGAAUCUCUCGGACAGUUAUGGAAGAAAAGUCAUGCUUACUGUCCCCAUGACUCUCUCAGUCUUCCCACUAGGAAGUGUUCAGUUUCUUGCUCUUGCAUACGUGGCAGAUAAUGUUCCAGAGGGCAAAAGGGCUUCUGUUUUCGGGAUCAUGUCCGGAUUUGCAUCUUCUUCUUUCGUAUUCGGGAACUUCUCGACUCGUUUUCUAUCGACUUCAGCCACAUUUAAAGUAGCUGCAGCAAUGUCGAUUAUUUCAUUGCUCUAUAUGAGAGUGUUUCUUCCAGAGUCGAACAACAGCAUUUGUUCAAAGGCCACAGAAAAUGAUUGUCUUCUCGAGAAAAAUCCCAUGAAAAAAUCAAGUCUUUUCAGGACUCUGCCUUCUAUGGACGAUGCCAUUUGCUUGUUGCGGAUUAGGCUCAAUUUCACUUUAACAAAGACGAAUUCGCGGACCUGAUGAUAAUUGUUGGGAUUGGUGGAUCUAUAUCACAGGUAGUAAUUUUUAUUCUAUACAUUAAUAUGAUUAAUUGGCUCAAAUAUUAAUUAACUCGAAAAUUAGUGUGGUUGACUCUGUUUUGCAUUGUCUUUCAGCUCAUUGUCAUGCCUUUAUUAACUCCGCUCAUGGGAGAAGAGAAGAUGCUUUCCGUGGGCCUCUUUUUCGGCUGUGCUCAUAUGGUACUUUACAGCAUUGCUUGGGCUCCCUGGGUUCCUUAUAUAGCAGCAAUGAUCACCGUUGUAGCUACUUUUGCUCUGCCAUGUCUACGAAGCAUUGCGUCGAAACAAACAGGGCCGAGUGAGCAGGGAAAGACGCAAGGGUGCAUUACGGGCAUAUGUUCUUUUGCCAACAUUGUCUCUCCUCUUGCUUUUACUCCUUUGACAGCAUUGUUUCUAUCGGACGAUGCACCAUUUCACUUUCCUGGAUUCAGCAUUAUGGUCUCCGGCUUAGCAGCUAUGAUAGCAUUCGUACUAAGUGUCACGAUAAGGCCAACUCCUUCUCGAGCCCAUAGUUGCACCUCUGACCAAACAGAGCCCUUAGUUUGACUGCUGAAGGGCUUCCGGUCUAAAUUAUGAAUCCAACUUUCUUUUUUUAAAAAAAAAAAAAAAAAUUAUUGUGGCAAUAUAUGAAAAACUAGGAUAUAGUGAAGGCAUUUAUGCCUGCAGAUCAAAAGGCUACAUUUUGGUGAAUGCCUGUUGAAGAUAGUAGUGUGCCUGUGUGGGUAGUUCCUGUAAUUAUAGAUACGUCCAAUAUAGGUAAUUUCAGAUUUUUCUUUUGAUCUUUUGGUCCAAUCUAUGUUUUAUUUUCAAGAAGUGACUCUUAUUAGUAGUAGUUGUGUAUAGAAUAGAAAAGUUAUUGCACAUUAGCAGUUGUAAUAUCAUUUUAUAAUUAUAUUUGGUUUUAAGAGAAGAUGUUCAUCAUAUUCAAAUAAUGUUAUACCACUUCAUUUCACAUUUUGUGAAGUAGAAGCAUGCUUUUGAGAUGGUCACAGAGAAAACUGGAGUUGGAGAAGGGCAAAAAGAAAAAUAAAA